Acipenser ruthenus (sterlet) is the source of this 2971-nucleotide messenger RNA. Its product is annotated as regulator of G-protein signaling 8-like. The record is from RefSeq and is a predicted model, not a curated record. The coding region runs from base 656 to 1462 and encodes 268 amino acids. The transcript has 7 exons. NCBI's taxonomy places the organism in Eukaryota, Metazoa, Chordata, Actinopteri, Acipenseriformes, Acipenseridae.
AAAAACAAUAGAAAAAAGAACGAAGGAACAUACGAAAAGAAAAAAGAAAGAAAUGAAAGAAAGACCAAGGGGCAGACUCUGGCUUCUUUCUUUCUCUUUCUUCACAGUUCAGCCUCAAGGAUCUGGGAGCUUCUCAAAAGGGACAAGUCACAACUAAACAGGACGGCCAUAUUUUGAACUUUUUGAUGAUUUUGCUAUUUUAAAAGGUUAAAACAACACUUUUUUAUUAAGCCGGUCCAUGCUCUUCUCCUCCCUCCUCCCCUCUCAUCCCCCUCCUUCUGUUCUUCUCACUCGCUUUUCUUUCUUGAAUUAACCUCAUCACGGCUUUCGGCUUCAGAAUUAAUCAUCAGCAAAGAAAUCGAUAUUUUAUUUGCAUUAAUAUAUAACUUCUAGAUAUUAAACACCUUUUUUGGUAAAGAAUCAGAGAGAAUAUUUCAAAUCCGUCCCUGAAAAACAGGCCUUCUACAGAAAAAAAAGGGCAGAGAGUGGCACAGGACUCUCCCGGAGAGGGGGGUACACGAUGGGACACUUUCCAAUCCCAGUCCCGUCUCAGAGAGACGAGUGACAACACACAGAGGCACUUAAAGAGAGAGGUAGCGGGAUUCGCGGAUCGAAGCCCACGUUGUCUGGCUGAAGCAGUGAAGUCAUCACAGUGAUGUCAUCAGGACUGUGUGACUGCUUCCUGUUACGUCGUCAUGGCGCCGCGAGGGCUGGGGGGGCGCCGGGGGGGCAGGAGUCUCAGGUGCUUUCACAAGAAGCGCUGAUGUCACAGGAUCUUGUGUACCAGGAAAUCUCUGUCAGCUCGCUGCCUGAAACCCAGAACCAAGCCCCGCCCAAGCAGGACUCUGCCUUCAACACCUUCCAGACCUCCACACUGCUGAUUGACAGCACUAACUCAUCCAAGAGCACAGUGAAGUCCAAUGAGAAGAAAAGAAACAGCACCAUCACUAAAGAGGUGAAGAAUAGGCUGAGUUUUCUGCUUCAGAAACCUGACCAGUCCUGCAGCGACCAGAACACAUCCAGCGAGGGUAGCUCUGAGAAGCCAGACAAGGAUGACAAGCCGACCUCACUGGAGGCGCUGGAAUGGAGUCGAUCACUCGAGGUGCUCCUGUCCCAUCACUAUGGGGUGGCGGCAUUCCGCUCGUUCUUGCGCUCCGAGUUCAGUGAAGAGAAUAUAGAGUUCUGGCUGGCCUGCCAGGAUUACCGCGGCACCAAGCCAGCCACAAACGUCAUUCCCAAAGCCCGGAAAAUAUUCUCGGACUACAUCGGAAUACAGGCUCCCAAAGAGAUUAACCUGGACUCUGAAACCCGCGAGGCUAUCAUGCACAGCCUGGCUCAGCCCACGAGAAGCUGCUUCGACGCGGCGCAAACGCGGGUCUACAGCCUCAUGGAGAAGGAUUCGUACCCGCGAUUCCUCAAGUCAAAGAUCUACCUGGACCUUGUGAAGCAAGGGGAGAGAUAGAGAGGAGGGAGGGAGUGAGAAAGAAGCAAAACCUCAAAACCCAAAUCCACAAGCCACUCAGCUGCCCCGUGACCCCUCACCUCUAUUGUUUGUUGUUGUGGCAAUAAAUGAAUUCACAAAGACUUGGAACUGCUGAGCUAAAGGAUCUGCACUGCAGUCUCUACGUCAAAGACUUGUAACUUUAAAGCACCUCUGUGGCCUCAAAGCUCUCAGCAUCAUGUUUAACCUGCAAGUACAGCCAGUAUACCAUAGUGUAACCCUCCCCAGUACAGGUGAGAAGUACCAUGUUUGCAGAAAAUACUGCCAGCAGUCUGAAACCAAGCAGUACAUUACAGUACAAAGUCAAGUAACCACACAAUGGGAGUGUGAGCAGUCUUGCUUAUCUUCUGAAAACUACUGAAAGCGCCAAAAGUGUUUAAAAGUGCUUUAAAAGUGCAACGCAGCCAUUUAAGAAACUGUUUUAAACCAAUGAAGAAAUUGGGAAAUCUGGCUGAUGAGACUUCUGGAUAGUCAUCUCUGUACUGUAUUAUUAUAACAUUGCUAGCUGUGGUUAAGUCAAUUGCCAUUGUCAAUGGGUAGAUGCCGUAAUACUGAAGUAGCUACAAGGACAGAGAAUGCUAGUAAUACUGUGAACUACAACACGCAUCAAGAAGAAACACGACAAGGACAUGAGCGCUCUUUCAGCUUCUUUCAAUGAGACUCCGGGCUCUUGAAAAACAAUUUGUGAACCGAAAAUACGUAAAGUUUUAGGAAAGUGGGCCUGUGGCAGAGUGGUUGUUGCAGUGAUGACAUCACGGACCAGAAAGGAGCUACGGCACUCAGCUAUUUUAUUAAAUAAUAAAGCAAAAGAUUUAAACAAACACAAAACACCACAAAACAAAAGGGCACGUUGGCCAAACAAACAAUAACGAAACAAGUAUAUUUAAAUAUAGCAAUUGUUUUUCUCUCCACAAAGCACGUCUCGUCUCUCCCCCCUUGCGCAGACAGCUGCAGGCUUUUAUAUUCUGGCCGAGGGGUUAACUAGCUGUUAAUUAUCUUAUUACCCCUCGGCCACAGUCUGCAUGACUUUAGUAAGGAUGCGUGACUGUCAGCUGGUUAAAUAAUCAGUAGCUGUGGUUCCCGAGUGGCGCAUCCAGUAAACACGCUCCAUGUGGAGUGCAGAAUGCGCUCUAUAGCCUGGACAUCGCGAGUUCAAGUCCAGGCUAUUCCAUAGCCGGGUGCCUGCGGGCUUGCCUGUAAGCUGCCCGAGAGCUGCGUUGUCCUCCGACGCUGUAGCUCUUGGGUGGCUGCAUGGUGAGUCCGCAGUGUGAAAAAAGCGGUCGGCUGACGGCACACGCGUCGGAGGACAGUGUGUGUUCGUCUUCACCCUCCCGAGUCAGCGCAGGGGAGGCAGCGGUGAGCUGAGCUUAAAAAAUAACUGGCCAUUCUAAAUUGGGAGAAAAUAAUAAAAAUAAUUGGCAACGACUAAAUUUAUAGAAAUUUAAAAAAAAAAAAUAAUCAGUAGCUGAU